Molecule: messenger RNA, 947 nt
Organism: Argentina anserina (silverweed cinquefoil)
Lineage: Eukaryota; Viridiplantae; Streptophyta; Magnoliopsida; Rosales; Rosaceae
Product: LOB domain-containing protein 37-like
Exons: 3
Coding region: 120-788 (222 amino acids)
Biological process (GO): regulation of gene expression
Source: RefSeq, a predicted model, not a curated record
UGGGUGGAUAAUAGCUUCUAUCCGACUGCACUCUCACUAUACCUAUAUAUAUAAAGCCAUACAGGCUCAUCAUUACUAAGCUACACUUCACCGUCCAUUGGUCGGAAUAAACCAUUUGGAUGAUAAAAACUAUAAUUGAUGCUGGGAAGAUGAGCUGCAAUGGAUGCCGAAUUCUACGAAAGGGUUGCAGCGAGAAUUGCAUGCUACGUCAAUGUAUAGAGUGGAUAGAAGACCCUCAAGCUCAAUCUCACGCCACCGUCUUCGUUGCCAAGUUUUUUGGCCGCGCCAGCCUCCUCUCCUUCAUCAACGCCGUCUCUGAAAACCAAAGACCCGCUUUGUUUCAAUCUUUGCUGUUUGAGGCUGUGGGGAGGACUAUAAAUCCCGUGAACGGAGCAACGGGGCUUCUCUUAGCUGGGAACUGGAAGGUCUGCCAAGCUGCGGUAGAGACUGUGCUGAACGGCGGCGCAUUGGAGCCACUUCCAGAGUACAGUCGUCGUGCCGUUCACCACGUUAGACAAAAACGGCGGGACGAGGGCUAUUUCUCUAAGUACUCGACCAGAGAGAGGCGGCCAGCGGUAUUGGCUUUCAACGACGAUGACGAACGGCCUGAUCUUAAUCUUAGUUUGAAGGCAUCGUCGGAGUUGCGUAGAGAUGAUCAUGACAGAGCGGCGACGCCGUCGUCUGUCGAAGGCUCGGAAACAACGACGUUUUCAAGAAGUGGUUCGUCAUCGGCAGAUUGUACUACUAAUGAUUUACAGGGAACAAAGCUUCUUAGACUAUUCAUUUGAGGCUUGUGGGAUCGAAGCAAUCUUCAAUAAUGUGGUUCUUCAAUUUUACUAGAUUGAUCUUCUUUAACUUUUUUUUGAUACUUACAUCUUCUUUAACUUGGUGUAAUAAAAUUUCAAUGUGGUCUGGGAAUAAAUAUUAUAACCUCGAUCAGCUGAUUA